CCCGGCCCGGGGCUCUAGCGCUGGGCGAACAUGGCGGCUGCGGUCGGGCGGGACACCCUACCUGAGCACUGGUCGUACGGCGUCUGUCGGGACGGCCGUGUCUUCUUUAUCAAUGACCAGCUCGGCUGCACGACCUGGCUGCACCCGCGAACCGGCGAGCCGGUCAACUCGGGUCACAUGAUCCGCUCAGACUUGCCGCGCGGCUGGGAGGAGGGCUUCACGGAGGAGGGCGCCAGCUUCUUUAUCGACCACAACCAGCAGACCACAACCUUCAGGCAUCCUAUGACUGGACAGUUUUCUCCAGAAAACAGUGAAUUCAUUCUUCAGGAGGAGCCACACCCACAUAUGUCGAAGCAAGAGAGAAACCAAAGACCGUCCAGCAUGGUCAGUGAGACGUCCACGGCUGGGACCACAUCCACCCUGGAAGCCAAGCCGGGACCCAAGAUCCUCAAGUCCAGCGGCAAAGUGCACAGCUUUGGGAAGAGAGACCAGGCCAUUCGGAGGAACCUCAAUGUCCCGGUGGUGGUGAGGGGCUGGCUGCACAAGCAGGACAGCUCCGGGAUGAGGCUGUGGAAAAGACGGUGGUUCGUGCUCGCUGAUUACUGUUUGUUUUAUUAUAAAGACAGCCGAGAAGAAGCAGUUCUCGGAAGCAUCCCUCUGCCCAGCUAUGUCAUCUCCCCUGUGGCCCCCGAGGAUCGCAUCAGCCGCAAGUAUUCCUUUAAGGCUGUGCAUACGGGCAUGAGGGCGCUCAUCUACAGUACCGCCGCAGCGGGCUCCCAGGCUGAGCACUCGGGCAUGAGGACCUACUUCUUCAGUGCUGACACCCUGGAGGACAUGAACGCCUGGGUCAGGGCCAUGAACCAGGCCGCGCAGGUGCUGUCUCGAUCGUCACUCAAGAGGGACAUGGACAAGGUGGAGCGGCAAGCCAUGCCACAGGCCAACCAUACGGAAGCUUGUCAAGAAUGUGGCCAUGUGGGACCUGGUCACUCGAGAGACUGUCCUCAGAGAGGCUAUGAAGACUCCUUUGGCUUCGACAGGAGGGAGCCGGAGGAUGAGCGCUUCCAUUCUCAAAGGGACCCACUGGAGGGCAGGCGGGACAGGAACAAGGCCAGGUCCCCAUACUUGCCAGCUGAGGAAGAUGCCUUGUUUGUGGAUCUAUCCGGUGGACCCCGAGGCCAGCAAGCACAGCCACAGCGGGCUGAGAGGAAUGGCAUCCCACCUAUCUCUUAUGGCCCAGGAGAACAAAAUGGUACCAGUGGGUACCAACGUGCUGCUCCUCCCAGAACCAACCCAGAGAAACACAGCCAAAGGAAGACCAACCUGGCCCAGACAGAGCACUGGGCAAAGACCCAGAAGGGGGACGGCAGGAGCUUGCCCUUAGACCAGACACUUCCUCGCCAGGGUCCCAGUCAGCCCCUGUCCUUCCCGGAAAACUACCAGACUCUUCCCAAAAACACUAGACAUCCUUCUGGGAGCUCUUCACCCCCUCCCCGGAACCUGCCCAGUGACUACAAGUAUGCACAGGACCGAGCAAGCCAUCUGAAAAUGUCCAGCGAGGAGCGCCGGGCACACAGGGAUGGUACCGUGUGGCAGCUCUACGAGUGGCAGCAGAGGCAGCAGUUCCGGCAUGGCAGCCCCACUGCGCCCAUAGGAGCUGGCUCCCCGGAGUUCACUGAGCAGGGCCGCAGCCGGAGCCUGCUAGAGGUGCCCCGCUCCAUCUCUGUGCCUCCAUCUCCUUCUGACAUCCCUCCUCUAGGGCCUCCCAAGCCCUUACCACCCCGGCGGCCACAUACACCAGCAGAAAGGGUCACGGUGAAGCCAUCUGAGCAGAGGAGGAGUGUGGACAUCUCUCUGGGAGGGUCUCCCAGGAAGGCACGGGGUCAUGCUCUUAAGAACUCCUCUCAUGUGGACCGGCGUUCCAUGCCGUCCAUGGGCUACAUGACCCACACAGUCAGCGCUCCCAGCUUACACGGAAAAUCGGCUGAUGAUACCUACCUCCAGCUGAAGAAGGACCUGGAGUACCUGGAUCUAAAGAUGACAGGCCGAGAUCUUCUUAAGGAUCGAAGUCUGAAGCCGGUGAAGAUUGCUGAGAGUGACAUUGAUGUCAAGUUGAGUGUUUUCUGUGAACAAGACAGGAUCCUCCAGGACUUGGAAGACAAGAUCCGAGCUCUCAAGGAGAAUAAAGACCAGCUAGAGUCCGUGCUGGAGGUGCUGCACAGGCAGACAGAGCAAUACCGAGACCAACCACAGCACCUGGAAAAGAUCACGUGCCAGCAGAGACUCCUCCAGGAGGACCUCGUCCACAUCCGGGCAGAGCUCUGCAGAGAGUCCACGGAGAUGGAAAAUGCCUGGAAUGAGUACCUGAAGUUGGAGAGGGAUGUGGAACAGCUGAAGCAGACCCUGCAGGAACAACACAGGAGAACCUUUUUCUUCCAGGAGAAGUCUCAGAUACAGAAGGAUCUGUGGAGGAUUGAGGAUGUCAUGGCAGGCUUGAGUGCGAAUAAAGAGAACUACAGAGUCCUGGUGGGGUCUGUCAAAAAUCCAGAAAGGAAAACGGUGCCUUUGUUCCCUCACCCGUCUGUGCCUUCACUCUCUCCAACUGAGAGCAAGCCAGCCCUGCAGCCCAGUCCUCCCAUCAGCCCUGUGCGGACACCUCUGGAGGUCCGACUUUUCCCGCAGCUGCAGACCUACGUGCCAUACCGACCUCACCCGCCCCAGCUGAGGAAAGUGAUGUCCCCUCUUCAGUCACCAACCAAGGCGAAGCCUCAGGUGGAAGACGAGGCACCCCCCAGGCCACCACUUCCUGAACUCUACAGCCCAGAGGACCAGCCCCCAGCUGUGCCACCUCUGCCUAAGGAAGCCACCGUCAUACGGCACACAUCUGUGCGGGGCCUCAAGCGACAGUCUGACGAAAGAAAAAGGGACCGGGAGCAGGGCCAGUGUGUGAACGGCGACUCGAAGGUGGAGCUCCGGUCCUAUGUGAGCGAGCCAGAGCUGGCCAGCCUCAGUGGGGACAUGCCUCCGCCCUCCCUGGGCCUCGUGGGCUCUGAGAGCAGGUACCAGACACUGCCAGGCAGAGGGCUCUCAGGCUCCACAUCCAGGCUCCAGCAGUCAUCCACCAUUGCUCCCUACGUCACUCUCCGGAGGGGUCCGAAUGCCGGCAGCAGUAUGACCUUCUCUAGACCCAAGAGUGCCUUGGAGCGCCUGUACUCAGGGGACCACCAGCGGGGCAAGAUGAGCGCGGAGGAACAGCUGGAGCGGAUGAAGCGACACCAGAAGGCCUUGGUCCGGGAGCGCAAGAGGACCCUGAGCCAAGGAGAGAGACCGGGCCUGCUCUCAGCCAGAUACCUCAGCCAGCCACUGCCUGGAGAUCUUGGCUCAUGGAAGCGAGAACAAGAUUUUGACCUGCAGCUGCUGGAGCGGGCUGCUCAGGGGGACAGAAAAGACAGAGAAGACGGCUGGCUAAAAGUGCAGGCCACACCUGUCAUGGAGUUGGACCUAGAGCCACAAGACUAUGAUUUGGACAUCAACAGAGAGCUGUCUAAGCCAGAGAAGGUCUCCAUCCCCGAGCGGUACGUGGAACUGGAUCCUGAGGAGCCACCCAGCCUUGAAGAGCUGCAGGCACGGUACCGAAAGGCUGAGAAGAUCCGAAAUAUCCUCGCUCGGUCAAGCAUGUGUAACCUGCAGCCCCCAGGCCAGGACCGCAACAGCCUGGCCGACCUGGACUCGCAGCUGCAGGAACAGGAGCGGAUCAUCAACAUCUCUUACGCCCUGGCCUCAGAGGCCUCUCAGCGCAGCAAGCAGGUAGCAGCCCAGGCAGUAACAGACCCAUGAUUCAGUGUGCAGAGGAGACGCCUGGACCCGGGGGCCCAGCUCAACCAGCAUCUUCCUGAAAUAUUGUCUCCUCUGCCCAGUGGAAACCCGUCCAGCUGAACAGGGGCUCUCGCUGGAGGAGAGAACAGCCCAUCCACCAUGGUGGGUGCAGCAUGGAACAAGGGCUUCGUCCCAAUACAAGCCCAUUGUUUCCAUCCAGAGUCCUUCCUACAGAUGACAGAAGCACUUUUGAUACACGAUGUGAAAUAUACUGUAUUUUAGGAUCAGAAUGUAUUUUAUAUGCUCACCUCUGAGUGGCUGGAAAGGUGAGCCUGCAGGGUUUUGUAGCCACACUUAGGGAUUCAGGUACUAUGGGGGGGCAUAGUGGGUGGGCAGAAGGGCAGGACAGGCAGGGGCCAUUCCCACUGCCCGUGAAGCCAGAGAGAAGGCUGGAUCUGGGGAUGUACUUCCAGAGGCUUGUUACCAUGUUCCCCAGGAAGUGAGGAACAGUUGACUGCCGAGGUCAGUAUUCCUGAGCUGAGGCCCGGCCUUGGAAACUCCACCGGGAUGGCCCAUGGAGCCUGUCUGGGCCUUGGUGCUGACUGAGGAGCAAGCACGCAUGUUCAAAAGCGGUGGCUUCUUCAGCCUGUUAUGAAGCAGUGAUGCCCCCUCAGCAAACAGUUCUCAGAAAAACAAAAGCCACUGUGAAGUGGAAAUGGAUAAUGUGUUGUAGCAAUAAAUUCCACACUGGAUGGUAUCUGCAUACAAAUGCCUAACCUACCACCAUCCCUCCAGCCAGGCAGGACUGAGGGACCUCCUGUGCCUGCUGUGGGAAAACCCAGGACAGCUUCCCUGGGACUGGUGAGGAGGGCAGGCAGAACCAGGGCAUAGGACUUUGACCUGACUCUAGCCCAACUGAUGAAGAGGUGACCAUGCCAGACACCGUGUUCUUGGCCCCACAUUUAACUUGUCUCCUGGUAUUCUGCAUACAGGAAGCAAUGGUUGAAAGAAAACAAACAAAAAACCCCUCCGUUGGGUGGAGCCACAUUUUAAAUGAAAAUUUAUCUUUGACUAUACUUAAAAGAAAAAAAAAUCCUUGAAUAUGUUUAGAAGUUGCUGUCUAUUUUUAACUAACUCCAUAUGCUGCCAGUAUCAACUUCAUGACAUUUGCCAAAAUAAAAUUUUAUUUUUGCCUUUAUAAGAUUUUGUUGGAAAAAAAUGAAAUGAAUAUUUUGCAAGAAAAAGUUAAUUUAAAUAAAAGUGUAAUGGUUUGCAAAAAAAAGAAAGAAAAAGAAGUGAUGUACAGAUUAAAAUAUUAACGUCA
Messenger RNA from Arvicola amphibius (Eurasian water vole), 5137 nucleotides. RefSeq names its product pleckstrin homology domain containing A7 (gene Plekha7). Gene Ontology annotation, biological process: pore complex assembly; epithelial cell-cell adhesion; zonula adherens maintenance. NCBI's taxonomy places the organism in Eukaryota, Metazoa, Chordata, Mammalia, Rodentia, Cricetidae. Gene Ontology annotation, cellular component: pore complex; zonula adherens. Gene Ontology annotation, molecular function: protein binding. The record is from RefSeq and is a predicted model, not a curated record.